AUGGGUACCGGAAAGAAGAAAAUUGACAUAGAGCCGAUCACCGACUAUCAGUCUCGCAUGGUGGCCUUCACCAGGAGACGAACGGGUCUCUUCAAAAAAGCCCAGAAGCUCGAAGAAAUGUCUGGUUCAUCCAUCGCCAUUGUUGUGAUCUCCGAGACCGGUCAACCUUACCUCCAUGGCUCUCCUUCCUUGCUUGAACGAGUUCUUGCCUCCAAAGCCUCUUCCUCCACAGUUACUGGCUCUUCCACCACCACAGCUGACACUGGCUCUUCCACCACCACCGCCACUACAGGAUCUUUAGAAAGAUUUAAGGCUCGGGUGAACUCUCAGAUUGAAGCUUGUGCCACUCUGGAAGAAGCAGAGAGUUUGAAAAGGAAAUUGUUGGAAAUCAAAAGGAGGGCGGACGAUAAAGUUUCUGGUAAGUGA
Messenger RNA from Rosa rugosa (rugosa rose), 426 nucleotides. RefSeq names its product MADS-box transcription factor pvg4-like. The transcript has a single exon. Lineage: Eukaryota; Viridiplantae; Streptophyta; Magnoliopsida; Rosales; Rosaceae. The record is from RefSeq and is a predicted model, not a curated record. The coding region runs from base 1 to 426 and encodes 141 amino acids. Gene Ontology annotation, biological process: regulation of transcription by RNA polymerase II. Gene Ontology annotation, molecular function: protein dimerization activity; RNA polymerase II cis-regulatory region sequence-specific DNA binding; DNA-binding transcription factor activity, RNA polymerase II-specific.